Messenger RNA from Cajanus cajan (pigeon pea), 1407 nucleotides. NCBI's taxonomy places the organism in Eukaryota, Viridiplantae, Streptophyta, Magnoliopsida, Fabales, Fabaceae. The record is from RefSeq and is a predicted model, not a curated record.
UAUUCUCAAUAUUUGAAUGCAGAAUCUAAAGAUGAACUCUGUGACGAAUUCUUUGCUGCUCUGGAUAGAAAUCACUAUUUUGGGAUUGUUGGGCUUGAUGAUCCAGAGCAACUGGAGAAAGCAAGUUGCUUAUUUGAUAAUGCUUUUAUGGAGAUGGAAAGAUCCAGUUGCCACCAGCUUAGUUUGAAGAACAUGGCUGAAUCACUAAAAUCACUAGGUAACAAGGCUAUGCAAUCUAAGAAAUACUCUGAUGCAAUUGACUUGUAUAAUGCUGCCAUUGCACUCUAUGAAAAGAGUGCUGUCUACUACUGCAACAGAGCAGCUGCUUACACUCAGAUUAACAAAUAUACAGAAGCAAUCCAAGAUUGUAUUAGAUCUAUCGAGAUCGAUCCAAACUACAGCAAGGCAUACAGUCGUCUGGGUAUGGCUUAUUAUGCACAAGGAAAUUACAGAGACGCUAUUGAAUUAGGAUUUAGAAAAGCUUUGCAGUUGGAUCCAAAUAAUGAGACUGUCAAAGAAAAUAUACGGGUAGCCGAGGGUAAGUUGUCAGAAGAGAUACACCAUGCAUAUCAGCAUCACAACCAGAAUCCAAGACCAUCUCAAGAAUUUCCAAACCUAUCUGCACGAGGAUCAAGAAGCCAAGCAGCACCACCUCCAUUUUCCUCUGUGCCAUUUAACCCGAAUGAUCUUGCAAACAUGUUCAUGAACAUAGCCGGGAACGCUACGCAGCAGGGGUCACAUUCUGUGGAAAGGCAAGAAGAUACCAAUAAUAGUGGUGGAGCUAGUGAACCUGAAAUAAGGAUUGGGGGCAAUAUUAGUGUAAACCUUGACCAAAUGCCUGAGAAUCUAACAGGGGCCUUCCAAUCUAUGAUGGAAAUGUUAUCUGGGUCUGGGGUUGUACCCCCUGGACAACCACAAGAUCAUAUGAAUGGAAGAAAUAGAACAGCACCAAACUAGGCUACUUCAGCAUUAUGAGACUGUAAAGACUUGCAAAAUUGUUACAUUUUUUUGCUGUUUAAUUUUUUGAACAAGAUUACAGCAUUAACUAACAAGGUUGUCGCCUAUAGAGCUUUUGAGGCCCUAUCCUUUAGGGAAACAGAAAUACAGAAUUAAUUUUCAUUGAUGCAAUAUCCUUGCUUUUUUCGGUUAUGAAGUUUAUGGAUUUGGACGAGUGAUGAUUUACUAAGGGGCAUAGUUAUUGUAGCCAAGUUCAGGUUAUUUCUUACAAAUUUUUGUUGUGUAUGCUGUGAAGCAAAGGAUUUUUUUGUCUCAUCCUUUAAGAAAGGUUUCAAGUUGAAGGAACGGUGUGGCUGCUGCAGUCUUAUAGUCUGAAUCAUGUAGUAUCUGGCAAUUAAGUGAAUUUAUUUGCAAAAUCUUGUACAUGUAAGUUCAAUAUAUUAUGAUUUU